This is a messenger RNA of Poecilia latipinna (sailfin molly), 757 nucleotides long. RefSeq names its product chromosome unknown C19orf25 homolog (gene cunh19orf25). NCBI's taxonomy places the organism in Eukaryota, Metazoa, Chordata, Actinopteri, Cyprinodontiformes, Poeciliidae. The transcript has 3 exons. The coding region runs from base 215 to 538 and encodes 107 amino acids. The record is from RefSeq and is a predicted model, not a curated record.
AUGACGCACGCCUGCUUACCCUUGGUUUCCGGUGUCGUGGUUGCUAACUUGUGUUGAUGUAUUUUUCUCCGGACUCGGCUCGUUUUUCUGUAUAUGAAAGUGGGAAAAAUACGCCGCUGACGGAGUGAGCCAGACCCAAAACGAAUCGAAAAGUUUUCACAAGACACGUAAACCUCGUGUUUCAGAUGGAGAAAGUGUAGCAUUGCUUGUGGAAAUGAAUAUUGGCUCUAAAACUAAGAAACGGGUGGUUCUGCCCAGCCGACCCGAGCUCCCCACUGUGGAUCAGCUGCAGGAGGACAUCAACAAAGCUGCUCCUGAUGACCCGGUUUUUAGCAUCCUGGAGAAAACUGAGCAGGCUUCGUCCCGGCCGGCGGACAGCGAGGCGGAGCUGCGGUUCCAGCAGAGCCGCCGCUAUUUGGAUCUGAACGGCCGGCUGGAGGAGGCGCUGGGUCAGCUGCAGGAGCAGAGGGAGGCGCUGCAGACGGCUGGGGAACAGCUGGACAGGACGAUGGAGGAGGUCAAAGGUCAAGUCUGCUGACUGACCACAUCCCAAAGAGAUGCCGCUUCUUCUUCUCUUUAACUGAACUUUGCUACUGGAAACCCAGAUAGACAGUGAUGGCUGACCUUUGACCUCACCUGUAAUACCGCUUCAUGGUCCCUGAAUGGAAAAGUGUUGCGAUCUAAAGUCAGCAGUUUGAGCGUGAAAAUAAAUGAGAAAAUGUGCAGAAAGAAAGAUCAGAGUGGAAAGUCUAAAAAU